AUGCAAAUCGACAAUGGAAAUACAAACCCUCUCAACUCACAAAAUUUAUCCCAGCUAUUCUCUAUUUAUACCAAGGAGCACAUUCGCCUAGACCUUCAAAGGAAGAUGAAGCGAUUUCAUACAGAAUUCUAUGACGUUCUUAUCGAAUCGCGGUGCUCGAUGCCAAUGUACAUUAGGACGAUAUGGCUCUUCACAUACAGCGACAUGAAAACCAUCGUAUUUCCGCAAAGCAUAUUUGGUGUCAUGACGGCGUACGCGGCCUCGGUAUUGGAUCAACCUACUGCCUCUCAUGGAGCGCUGAGCUGGGUAUUGGUUCGCUACCCACUGGCUCUUUUCUGGACGUGGUCGAAUUUACUCCCCUUUGACAUUUUCAACCAGCUUAGUGAAGAUGCAAUCGAAGAAGACCGCAUCAAUAAGCCAUGGAGGCCAUUACCGUCUGGUAUUGUCGACAGAGAGCGCGCGACAACGUUAAUGCUAAGGCAUUACAUCUUCGCUAUCAUCGUUAGCAGCAGUAUUGGUGGGCUGCACCAGUCACUUUUCCUUGUCCUCCUCGGUACUUGGUACAACGCAGGGGGCGGCGCCGAUAGAAGCUUCGUUAUUCGGAACCUUAUAAAUGCAGCAGGGAUACUCUCGUUCGCGUCCGGCGCCAUGGAGGUCGCAUUAGGCACGCCGUUGCUGGUAACCGAAACUUCUGCGCAGUGGAUAGGGAUCCUGGCCUCGGUCAUUUUUACCACCAUACAGACCCAGGAUCUUUACGAUACGGAAGGCGAUGCUUGUCGUGGUCGGAAGACUAUGCCACUUGUUAUCGGCGAUUCGCCAACGCGCUGGUGGACGGCGGUAAUCGUAUUGAUGUUCAGCAUAUUGUGCCCCUUAUUUUGGUCUUUGGGGCAGUUAGCUUGUGUCUUGCCAUUGGUUUUCGGAGUUAUCAUUGCUGUUCGGACAUUGACUCGUCGCACUCCCGAGGCAGAUAGGAGAACUUUCCAGUUCUAUAAUGUAUGGAUGGUGUCUAUUUAUUCGUUGCCCUUGAUACGAUAUCUCGUUUUGGGAAGCGAAAAGGGGGUAUAG
This is a messenger RNA of Hypoxylon trugodes, 1065 nucleotides long. Its product is annotated as UbiA prenyltransferase family-domain-containing protein. Gene Ontology annotation, molecular function: transferase activity, transferring alkyl or aryl (other than methyl) groups. The record is from RefSeq and is a predicted model, not a curated record. Gene Ontology annotation, cellular component: membrane. Lineage: Eukaryota; Fungi; Ascomycota; Sordariomycetes; Xylariales; Hypoxylaceae. The transcript has a single exon. Bases 1 to 1065 code for a protein of 354 amino acids.